UAAUAGUGUUAUUAUAACACUGAAAAGAAAGGGACCCAUUUUUGUGUGUGUGUGGUCUGUUCUCUCAGUCUCAGAUCUCACCUUCUCUUUCUUUCUUUCUCUCUCUUUUGUUCUUUUCUUUAUUAUCUUUUCACAAAGGGAAAAAAGAGAGAAAACAAGAAGCGAAUAUAAAAAAAGUGAUAUUCCCAUCACUUGGUUCUAUUGAAAAAGUCCUCCAAACCCUCGAUUACAACCCAUAUUAAUAUUAUUCAUUGGGUUUGAGCUCGGUUGCUCAGAACUUCGAGCUCGAGCUGCCAUGGAAGUCGCUCUUGUUCCUUUGUUCAUACUCUGUUUCUUAGCUUCAUCUUCCUGUGCAGAGAUCUCAGGCAAAGUAGGUGUCAACUAUGGUCAACUGGGGAACAAUCUACCAUCUCCAUCUCGAUCAGUCGAGCUAAUCAAAUCCCUGAAAGCGAAACGAGUCAAAAUCUACGAUGCCAACCCAGAAAUCCUCACGGCGCUUAAGAACACUGGUCUGCAAGUGUCGAUAAUGGUGCCAAACGAAAUGGUCAAAAACAUGUCCACCAACCAAACACUCGCCGAUCAAUGGGUUCACGCCAACCUCGUCCCUCACUACCCAGAAACUCUGAUCCGUUAUCUCAUGGUCGGAAACGAAAUGCUCAGCGGUUCUGAUAACUCAACCUGGUUCAGUAUCGUCCCAGCCAUGCGAAAAAUCAAGAAAGCCCUUAAAACCCACGGAGCCCACAAAGUCAAGGUGGGCACAACUCUCGCCAUGGAUGUUCUCCAAUCUUCGUUUCCACCCUCGAACGGAACUUUCAGGUCUGAUAUUUCGAGUUCGGUGAUGAAACCCAUGUUACAGUUCUUGAACCGAACCAAGUCCUUCCUCUUCCUCGAUGUGUACCCGUACUUUCCUUGGUCUUCUGAACCCAACAACAUUAACCUAGACUACGCUCUGUUCGAGUCCAGGAAUAUCACCUACACCGACCCAAAAUCUGGAUUGACCUACACCAACCUCUUUGACCAGAUGGUUGACUCGGUCAUCUUCGCCAUGAAACGAGUCGGGUACCCGGAUGUUCGGAUAUGGAUCGCCGAGACUGGUUGGCCCAAUGGCGGCGAUAUAGACCAGAUUGGAGCUAACAUUUACAACGCCGCCACUUACAACCGAAACGUGGUGAAGAAGUUCACGGCCAACCCGCCGGUCGGAACUCCCGCGCGACCCGGUUCGGUGCUGCCGUCGUUCAUAUUCGCAUUGUACAAUGAGAACCAGAAAGGUGGUCCGGGUACGGAGCGGCAUUUCGGGUUGUUACACCCGCAUGGAAAGCCUGUGUAUGAGAUCGACCUGAGCGGAGAGACACCUUUGUCGGACUACGAGCCGUUGCCGGCGCCGGAAAACAACACGCCGUAUAAAGGGAAGAUUUGGUGCGUGGUGGCGAAGGGAGCCAAUAAGACGGCUUUGGGAUCAGCGUUAUCGUACGCUUGCUCGCAGGGGAAUAAAACUUGUGACCCGAUCCAACCCCGCGGGUAUUGCCGUCACCCGAACUCGUUGAUACGACACGCAAGCUUUGCGUUUAGCUCUUAUUGGGCUCAGUUCAAAAAGAGCGGAGGGAGCUGUUACUUUAAUGGGCUCGCUACUCAAACUGCCAAAGAUCCAAGUUAUGGAUACUGCAAGUUCCCUAGUGUGACACUAUGAGAAAUAUAGAACUUAGAAUUUUGAUUGGGUCAUUCACUUCAUCAAUUAUAUUUUUUUUAUUAUUAACUCUUUAUUUUUAUUUACAUUAAGGUAAUUUAUUAUUAGCAAAGAAAACCCCAUUUUGGGGUGAUUUAUUUUAUUUUAUUUUAUAUUUAAAGUUUUUACUAUGGUUGUUGUGUUGAUAAAUUUGAUGAUCACUAAACAAAAUCUCUCUAGUCAAUGCCUUAUGAUUUUUUGUGUGUGUACGAAUGGUGCUUGCAACGGCUAUAAUAUUGUGGUUAUUGGUGUA
Molecule: messenger RNA, 1976 nt
Organism: Humulus lupulus (European hop)
Lineage: Eukaryota; Viridiplantae; Streptophyta; Magnoliopsida; Rosales; Cannabaceae
Product: probable glucan endo-1,3-beta-glucosidase A6
Exons: 4
Coding region: 296-1687 (463 amino acids)
Biological process (GO): carbohydrate metabolic process
Cellular component (GO): plasma membrane
Molecular function (GO): hydrolase activity, hydrolyzing O-glycosyl compounds
Source: RefSeq, a predicted model, not a curated record